Messenger RNA from Tuber melanosporum (Perigord truffle), 4577 nucleotides. RefSeq lists its product as uncharacterized. NCBI's taxonomy places the organism in Eukaryota, Fungi, Ascomycota, Pezizomycetes, Pezizales, Tuberaceae. Gene Ontology annotation, biological process: autophagy; response to starvation. The transcript is spliced from 3 exons. The record is from RefSeq and is a predicted model, not a curated record. The coding region runs from base 509 to 4144 and encodes 1211 amino acids. Gene Ontology annotation, cellular component: cytoplasm.
GUUCGUUCGACCUCGAAAGAGCUCCCUCUGCACAGCGUGCCGGUACAUCAUUUACUACUCACUCCUUCGCUGUCGUCAUUUCACCGUCCUUUAUUCGUCAGAACUACCGGUACUGUACCCUAUUUCUCCCCCAUCGUUUACCGUUUCCCCUGAUCGGUGCAGCAGGGCGAGUGUGCGGGGGAGCGAGAGAGAGAGAGAGAGAGAGAGAGAGAGAAGCCGCUUUCCUUGCUCUUCCUUCAUUCAUUCAUUGCUCAGCUAAGCUUAGCUCGCUCCCGCCUACGCCUUGACGCCCCUCCUUUCCAUCAUUCCUGCCCCCCACUCAGGUCCCCCCCCCCCCCGAGCUUGCUGCCACCACAACUACAAAAUCGAUACAAACCCCCCUUCUCCCCCUCCUCUCUUUUAAGCCCUUCUUCUGCACUGCAAUAUCCUCGAAUAUAAGGAAGAGCCAGAAAGAGACCCUUAGCCAUCACCCCUGCCUUGCUCAUUCUUUCUCCAUAGUCCCGACUUUAUGCCCGUGUUCACUGAACACUUCAAGAACUCCCGCCAACAGCAACAAAAUAGAACCUCGUCGACUAUCUCGCAAGCUUCAAAUCCUGUGCCUAUCGCUGUGCGAGCUUCAACCAUCUCAUCUACACUAGGAGGUGGGAGCGCGUUUGGUUCGUCGAGAGCUCAGAUAUACCCCAAAGAAUACGGUAUUAGCCGCAAUUCAGCUCCAAAGUCUCCUCAUUUCUCCAAUACCACUUCUCCCCUCCUCUCCGCUCUUCAGACCCCAGGGGAGCUGCUAUCACGUUCUAUCCCGUUCCCCUCCUUUCUUUCGUCUUCCACACCAUCCACCGGACCUCCGAACAGUCUUGGUUCUGCAUCCGGCGGCGUAGGAUUGGGUGUAGGUGGCACGUCACCACCUCCGAGUGCACCAGCAUCGUAUAGCUCUGGAGGAAAUUUUGGCGCUGCACGUCAGGUGCGUGGGUACCCGGGAUUUGAAGAACAGUACUCGCCAUACCAUGGGCAUGGGGGAUACUAUAAUCCAACGCAACGAUAUGCACAGGGGUCACCGAGUCCGUUAAAUGCGCAGUUUGGGGCUUCGGCAACCGUGAAUACACUGUUGCAACCAGGAGAGGGUAACUUUGCAUGCACCUUGGAUACAUUGGACGAACCUGCUUUUGGUGGGGCAAACGGUGGUUUCAUGGGUUUGGCUGUGAGUGGGGGCAACGGGAACGGAGGGGGCGAAAACGUGGUCUGUCUCGGAUGGGAGGGUGGUGUUGAUAUCUGGAGAGUGGGGAGGGGAGUUGUAGAACUAGUUGGGCGACUAGAGGGUUUGGGCGGCGGGGUGAAGGGUGCUAAGAUGCUGGCAACACCGCCUCGGGAUGAUCCUCUAGCAGCUCAUAGGCCACUUGUAUGUCUCACUUUACACUCCCCGGUUACCCCUCAGGCAGUACCAGAAGGGGAAAGACCUCCACCAAUUAUGCAAGAAGAUGAAACGCCCUACUCUACGUCCCCUCCUUCCCGCCCCUCAACUUCUGCUUCCAAUCGAAGUGCGCAUUCCCCGGCACAACCAACCGAAUGGCAAACCACGGUUGAGGUCUGGAGUUUGUCUUCCCGUACGAUGGUUGCGAGACUAUUUACUAGUCCCUUGGUACCAGCGGCAGAUUUCGGUUUCGGGGUGGGGAGUCCGCCGCCCCCUUGGGGGGGGUUGAGGGUAGAAGUUGUUGGUACAAGAGUAGUAAUAGGUGUUGGAAUAAGCGGAGAAUUGUAUGUAUAUGGCUUGGAAAGUGGUAAUGAAUUCCAUGGUGAUAAUGCCGGGUGGAAAUGUUUGGGCAAACUGUGGACGGCUAUCCAGGGACAUCCUGGAGGAAGCUUUUCCAGCGACAGCGGAAUCCCGGGCCUUGGCACUGAUGGGAAGGUGACGGGCAUGGGAGGGCAAAUUGGGACACCAGUGUUCUCACUCUCAAACGGGUGGUUGGCAUAUUGCCCGGCGUCCGCUGGUUCUGCUUAUCACGUGGGUGGUGAAGUCGGUGUUCCGUUCAGUUCUCCAACUGUCAGAUCCCACUCACCGCCUGCACAACCAGCUAUCACGGCUGCAGUGUCCCUGGAGGAUGAGGCGUUCCUGAAUCGUAUGGCUAGGGAGGUAACCCAGGAGGUCAUUCGUGGAGCGAAACGGGCAACGGAGGCCAGUAUCAAGGCAUUUCAAAACUAUUGGAAUGGGCCUCAAAAUAAUUCGCCUCCGCCUCCGCCUCCGCCACUUCCCGUGAACAUGAUGAAUAGCGGGAUUUACACAAUUCCCAAUAUGGGCGCGGGAAGUGUUCACGGCGGACCGCAGCCUAGCGGAUUGGGUCAACAAUUGCGACAGAUGCAACAGAUGGGAGGGAUGCCGCAACAAUCCCAAUUUCUCCAGCACACCCCUCCCCAGCAAUCGGCAAGCGAGCCACGAUUAGUGAGUAUUAUUGAUUUGUCCAAGAUUUCCCACGGUCUCGAUGGCGGGGUGAGUCUCAGCGGCCAGCAAAUCAGCAUGGCUCCGAUGGCGACCUUCCUACCCCCAGCAGGCGUGAGCUAUCUCAGCUUUGCCCCCGGCGGGUUGGCCUUGCUGACGGCGAGCUCUAAAGGAGACCUGCUGUUUGUGUGGGACCUGAUGAGAGUUGUUCACCAUCCGCCUGGGAACCCUUUACACGGAAGCCAAAAGUCUGGUCCUGGAGGCCAAGACAACGUGAAGCUUUCGGGACCUCCUAACUGGCCGGACGGAGGUGCACUUGGGAAACACGUAAGGCAGAUUGCUCGGUUUAGUCGUAUAACACCAACAACAAUUGUAGACGUCGGAUGGUCCAGCCCCAAGGGUGAAAUAUUGACGGUGGUCACGGAGAGAGGAACAGUCCAUUUCUAUGACCUGCCCAGUAACGCGUACCAGUGGCCCCCUCCAAAACGACCACCGCCUUCUUCUAGCGCUAUAGCUGCUGGAGCCCAAGUUGGGGCUGCUGGAGCGGCAGUCACUGGUGCGGUUAAUCUAUUCAGCAGCUCUACCCAGCCCCUCCUGUCAGCAGCCCGCAAGAGGCGAAGCAGAAGCAGUAGUAUUGGCUCGCCAAGCGGGGGUAUCUUUUUGAAUGGGAAUUCCAACCGGCGUCCAGGACAGAGCGGCAGUAGCGGUGGGUCACCCAAUGACCAUAUAGGGGGGAAUAAGGUCUCACUCCCUCAAGGGCUGGGCAGUAUCCGACCAGGGUCGGUUAAAUUUCUUGUCGGGAAAGAGAGGGGGUAUGUUGCUCUAAUAGGAGCCGGUGUGCUCCGGAUCUACGAGGUCAGACCUGGAGGCGGUGGAAGCAAGAGGAGGAGUGCUGGGGGGAUCAUGAACAACUUUUUAGAAUAUGAGUUGCCUAUGUUACCCGAUGGAUCUUCGCAGCAGAACACUCUUUCCGUCGAAGGUGAGGAGAAGCAAGUGGGCGGGUUCUGGACUGGAAGACAUCAUCACCACCAUCACCACCCGGUACAUAACAUCGAACAGCAAAAGUUUGAACAAAAUCCACUAUCCUUUGCUGAAAUAGAAACGAACGCUAUAUUCCAGCCCUUCCACACGGACAGACACGUAAGUUUGUUUGUGCACACAGACGCAGGAGGUAUCCAGGGGCUUCUACGGCGCUCUCCCAAGCCAACCGGUUGGCUCGUGGGCAGUUCAAGACAGGCGAAGGCGGGUCGUCGCCAGGACGAGGACCAAUCUGUUGCCUCUACGUCAUCGCCAUCGUCCCCUACACACGAGCCGGCGCCAGUCCCCGGUGAGGAGAAGACUGAAUAUCAAUCCCAUCUUCCUGCCACCCCCCCGGAAGGAACUACAGUUCCGGGACCGGCUUCCAAACCCGCUCCGGACACUACUCUGGCAGUGGCUUCUUCGACCAGCCCUGCGCCAGACAGCGGUGAUCGAUGGGUAUUCGGCCUUUCCAUACCUGCAGAGAAGUUGAACAUUGGCUCGGCACGCGGUGAGGUAGCGUUCACGGGCGACGAAGGCGGGCUGGCAGAAGCAAUGGAAAGCGGACUAGAGCUUGACCGAGGUGGGACGAGUACGAUAAAGAAGGGACGGAGGGGCGGUGGGGGGAGGUUAGGUCCUGGUGGCGAGGGAUUCUUUGAGAACGACUGUGAGGUGUUGGAGUACGCGGGUACCAUGUAAGCGUAUGGCCUGUUACUGGGACUCUCGGUUUGAGCCAUUGGAUUGUUUCAGAAACCCUUUUCCUCUCUACUCGUCUAUCGACGUGUGCUGCUGUUUUUUGACAGCCCCUUCUUGUGACUAUUUUAUUUCUUUUCUUUCCCCGAACACUUCCCUUUCUUCGUUUUCGUUUUCGUCACAGCAUUGAAUUGGGGUUUUGGGAUAGGAUUUUCUUUUUCUUCAUGCGUUGAAACUAUAAGACGAGAUUCCACAAAAAAAAUGUUUAUCUCUUCAUUACCGUUUUCUCUAAUAAUUGUUAUAUCGUGGGCACAUGCACUGGUGGGGGUUUUGUCUUUAUCAUUUUCAUUACACUUUUGACUACCAUAUCUCGCGUUUUUUUGUAAUAUUGGUUUUUUCUUUUUGUCUCACUCGCUACAAUACCAGACUCGAGCACGCU